UCUGUCAUGGCCGCCUCCUCGUGCUGGUAUCCGCGUCUGUGGUUCUAGGGCUGUGGAUGUGACUACAGUCCCAGUGGCUACUAGACUUCAGCGUCUUUGGACCUUCCUCCUUUCACUUUUGCUGACUCCGGUGUGACCCUUGUGGAAGCCCGUUUUGUCUGCAGCAGUGUCCGGUGAGAUGUGGGCUCCGGAGCUGGCAGUUCUGAGGGGCUUCCCCACUGAGGCUGAGCGACAGCAGUGGAAGCAGGAGAGGAUCGCCGGUGCAGACAGCAGAUCUUUCCUACAGUUGCUGCUAGAAGGGUGCUAUGAGACCAUGUUCUUAAAUUCAGUGACUCAAAAUAUUUUUAAUUCAACAAAGAUACCUGAAGAAAAGAUUGAUAACUAUCUGGAAAAGCAGGUAGUAACAUUCCUGGAUUUUUCAACAGACGUGAACAACAUGGAAAGACAACAGCUGAUAUUCCUACUUGGUGUGAGCAGUUUGCAACUUUUUGUUCAGAGUAACUGGACGGGACCUCCUGUUGAUUUACGUCCUCAGGAUUUUUUGCCUUCUGUUUUGUUCCAGCAGUUCAAUGAGGCUAGAGGACUGGAUGUGGCUGUUUUGAAUCUGCUCAUUCUAGAUGGUGAAUCCAUCUACAAUCUAACCUUGAAGCCUAUACUGCUGUUAUUAGCUCGAGUUAUCCUAGUGAACCUAAGGCAUAAAUUGACUGCUAUUCAGAGCUUGCCAUGGUGGACUUUGAGAUGUGUGAAUAUUCAUCAGCAGUUGCUUGAGGAACGCUCACCUCAGCUUUUUGCUGUAGCUGAAUACUGUAUUGAUCAAGUGAUGAAACUAGAGAAUCUGUUUGUAGAUGAUUCAGGUCGAUAUCUGGCUAUUCAAUUCCAUCUGGAAUGUGCAUAUGUAUUUUUGUAUUAUUAUGAGUAUAAAAAGGCAAAAGAUCAGUUCAGCAUUGCUAAAGACAUCAGCAAGUUACAAAUUGACUUGACAGGUGCUUUGGGAAAAAGGACACGAUUUCAGGAAAAUUAUGUGGCACAACUUAUUCUGGAUGUAAGAAGGGAGGGGGAUGUCUUUUCAAGUUGUGAAUUAAGUCCAGCACCCACUCCUCAGGAACAUUUAACCAAGAAUCUUGAGCUCAAUGAUGAUACUCUUCUGAAUGAGAUAAAGUUAGCAGAUUGUGAACAGUUUCAGAUGCCUGACCUAUGUGCUGAAGAGCUUGCUGUUAUCCUUGGAAUCUGCACAAACUUCCAAAAGAAUAACCCAGUACAUAAGUUAACUGAAGAGGAGCUGUUGGCAUUUACAUCAUGUUUGCUUUCGCAACCAAAGUUCUGGGCCAUUCAGACGUCAGCCUUGAUCCUCCGAACAAAACUUGAGAGAGGAAGCACACGCCGAGUGGAACGGGCAAUGAGGCAGACACAGGCUCUUGCGGACCAAUUUGAAGAUAAGACUACAUCUGUAUUGGAACGUCUGAAGAUUUUCUAUUGCUGCCAAGUACCACCACACUGGGCCAUUCAGCGCCAACUUGCAAGUUUACUCUUUGAGUUGGGAUGCACCAGUUCAUCCCUUCAGAUAUUUGAGAAGCUGGAAAUGUGGGAAGAUGUUGUCAUUUGUUAUGAGAGAGCUGGGCAGCAUGGAAAGGCAGAAGAAAUCCUUAGGCAAGAGCUGGAGAAAAAAGAAACACCGAGUUUAUACUGCCUGCUUGGAGAUGUCCUUCAAGACCACUCCUGCUAUGACAAGGCCUGGGAGCUGUCCCGGCACCGCAGUGCUCGUGCGCAGCGCUCCAAAGGCCUCCUGCAUCUUCGAAACAAGGAGUUUAAAGAAUGUGUGGAGUGCUUUGAACGCUCGGUGAAGAUUAAUGCCAUGCAGCUCGGAGUGUGGUUUUCCCUAGGCUGCGCCUAUUUGGCCCUGGAAGACUAUGAAGGUUCAGCAAAGGCAUUUCAGCGUUGUGUGACUCUAGAACCUGAUAAUGCUGAGGCUUGGAACAAUUUAUCAACUUCCUAUAUCAGAUUGAAACAAAAAGUAAAAGCUUUUAGAACUUUACAAGAAGCUCUCAAGUGCAACUAUGAACACUGGCAGAUCUGGGAAAACUACAUCCUCACCAGCAUUGACAUAGGAGAAUUCUCAGAAGCCAUUAAAGCUUACCAUAGGCUCUUGGACUUACAGGACAAAUACAAAGAUGUUCAGGACCAUGAGUCUGAGCUCACAUUCUUAGAAGUGUUAACAUUCCAAAGGAGCGAUAAUUCCUCAGCUGCAUCUCCCGCAUGGAUCAGAAUGUUCUAUAAGGAGACAGAGCAAAGUGUUCUACUGGUUGCAUUUCUCUUAACAGCACCUUCUGAAAGAGGUGUGUAGAUUCAGUCUUUGUUUCAGGCACAGUUGUUUAUUGAGUCAGUGCUGUGUGCCAAGCACUAUGUUGGACACUGGGAAUACAAUGACAGUGAGAUGUGGGCCCUCCUUGAACUUCAGGGUAAGAAAAAGGAGGCAGACACCCUGUCUCUUGGAACCUUGCAACUCAAAGAGUGGUCCAUGGACCAGCAGCUUGUUAGAAAUGCAGAAUCUCAGUCCAAGAUGGUUCAGAAUCUCCAUCCAAGAUUCUCCAUUUCUAACAGGUUCCUAGGUGAUGCCAAUGCUGUUGGUCCAUGGACCACACUGAGUAGCAAGCUUUUAAGAUGCUCGUCUAAAGCUGAGUCUUUGGAUGGACCCAGGUGUCUUUGCUUCCCUUCCCCAUUAAAGGAGUGGAAGAUUGAGGAUGUACUUUCUGUGCCCCAGUGAGCUGCCUUGAGAUACACAGCUUAAUAUAGAUAUGACUGAUAUGCCUUGUCAUAACAGUAUAAGCCUGCAGUGGCAUCCAACUUAAAUCCAUCUAUCAGCAUCUAGGUUAGAAUGUGUAAAGAGUACUGAAUAUAAAGAAUAACUGGUAGCGAGACAGUCAAGAAGUUGCUAAGUGGUGAGUUGACUGGGGGUAGCUUCUAGUUAGAAAAGAAGAGAUACUUUCUUUGUACCCCUAUGCCCAAUGCAAAUGCAUUAGCUGUUUAUCAUUCAACAAUUAGGCAGGGGUAGGCCCUUUUUAAGCAGAGUUAAAAUGUUAUCACAACAUUUCAGGUGGAAAAUAAUGAGACCUAAACUAAAGUAGAAAAAGCUGGAUUUAGGAUUUAUUAGGAAUGUUGAAAUCAAAUUAAUUAGGACAUGGCAGAAAUGGGACAGAAGAGAAUCUGGGUUGAUGCUCAGGAAACUGUGUGGAUGGGAUCACCUAGAGACUACAAGAAGAAAACAGCUCUGGGAUCUAUGUUUCACUCAGAUAGAUGGAGUGGGAGAUGUUAAUGGGACAUGCCUGGUGGGUUUUGAGGUGCUAGAGCUAUGGAGAGGAGUCUGGUUGGAGCUGCACAGACACUAUCAGAGUAUACUUGAUAAUAUAUUUGAAGCUACAGGUGUGGAUGAGAUCAUUCAAACAAGAGCUGACCACUGGAUAUGGGCCCUGUGGAAGAAGACAACUCCAAAGAGACUGAAAAGGAGCAUCCAGAGAGAUAGGCAUGCAGUUCUAGAGAAGAGUUCAGGAUGGUUUGACUUUUAUUUUAAUAAAAGUCUAAGGGUGAUAUUCUAACAGAUCUCACAAGUUUUAUCAAUGUCAUCAUCAUUGCUGAUUAUCUUAGUUUCCCUCUGCUAAAACAAAUACCAUACAGUGGGUUGGCUUAAACAACAGGAAUUUAUUGGUCCAUGGUUUUAAGACUAGGAGAAGUCCAAAAUCAGGGCUUCAGCAAGAUAGUGCUUUCUCUCCAAAGACUGUGGCAUUUUGGGUCUGGGUGCCAUUGAUCCUUGGUCCUUGCCUUUUCUCAUAUGGGAACACAUGUGGCAAUGUCUUCUUUCUCCUCUAGGUUCCAUUGUCUACUUCUGGUGUUUUCCUGUGGCUUUCUUUACUUAUAAAGGACUCUAGUAGCCCAUAUUAGAGCCCAGCAUGAUUCACCUGGGCCACACUUUAACUGAGGGAACAUCUUCAAGAGAUCCUGUUUACAAUGGGUCCACACCCACAGGAAUUCAGUCUGCUGUAGUGAUGUUGAUGGUAGCGUUUUGGUUUUGUUGUUUAUUUAUUUCUAGCUUACCAAUUCACUUACAUGCAUUUUUUAAGGUCCUUAAAAUUCUAGUCAGGGCAGUGAUUGAGGGGAUGACUGAUCGAAGUGGAGAUGUUGCAGUUGGCCUCAAAGGAAAGCUGCAGGAGUUAUUUGGCAGAGUAACUUCAAGAGUGACAAAUGAUGGAGAAAUCU
This is a messenger RNA of Choloepus didactylus (southern two-toed sloth), 4248 nucleotides long. RefSeq names its product tetratricopeptide repeat domain 27 (gene TTC27). Gene Ontology annotation, molecular function: protein binding. The coding region runs from base 179 to 2341 and encodes 720 amino acids. The transcript is spliced from 17 exons. The record is from RefSeq and is a predicted model, not a curated record. NCBI's taxonomy places the organism in Eukaryota, Metazoa, Chordata, Mammalia, Pilosa, Megalonychidae.